Messenger RNA from Solanum dulcamara, 2311 nucleotides. RefSeq lists its product as uncharacterized. Gene Ontology annotation, molecular function: phosphatidylinositol transfer activity. The transcript has 5 exons. Bases 1113 to 1997 code for a protein of 294 amino acids. The record is from RefSeq and is a predicted model, not a curated record. Lineage: Eukaryota; Viridiplantae; Streptophyta; Magnoliopsida; Solanales; Solanaceae.
GGUUACCAUUUUUUUUUCUCGCCAUCCUCUGCGUUUCGAUAACUUUCCUUUUGAACCGAGGGUGUAUUAGAAACAAUCUUUCUAUCUACGAAGGUAUAGAAAAGGUUUGCAUUCAUCCUAACCUCCCUAGACCCGGGAUUACCCUAGGCAUGUUGUUGUUGUAAUCUAGAGCCUGUUAGUUUUGUUUUGACAAAUUUGGAUCUUUUUGAUCAGCCAAAAAAGUUAGUCUUUUCCACAAAUUAAUCACUGUUGUAGAUGGAUCAUGGUGUGAAACAUACAAAAAAGCUUUUUUGUUGCAAGAGAUCAAGGCGGCGGAUGUGGAGUUGUAGCACCGGAUUUAUCUGAGCCUAGUGCUUUCUAUGGAUUAGUAUAAAUUUAUGUGGAAAGAUCCACUAAAAUUACAACAAAUAGUAUAUCUGAAUUCAUAAUUUUGAAAUUAGGGGUUUAGUGCUAAGAACGUUGAAGAUUGAAUCUAUAGAAUUUAAAUCCUGAAUACGCUUGUGUUGGCGUACCAUCUAACGUAACUAACUUUGACCUUGUAUUUGUGUGGUUCUGGUUAGAUACACGAGGGUUUGUAGUUCUCCCUUUGAUUAAUCUAGCCUUUUCUUCGCUUAGGUAGUGAAUCAAUCACCUUCUAAAGAUGCAAACGUGCACGCCUUUUUUGAGACUGCUAAGACAUGAGGAGUCCAAAAAGUCGAUAUCAUAGGGUUGAAACAUAGAGUAGUGUGAAUCGUUUUUCUUUUUGUAUCGAACAGAAUGAAAUAGAUUCAUUCAGCGAUGACUUUCAUAUUUAGUGUGACUCCAUAGUAGAAUAUGCUUGAAAAAUGAAAUGUAAUUCUUUUGACCCUACUUAUGUCAAGGUAACUGAAAGCAUCAUUUGUAUGGAAUUUUAUUUACGAAAUGUAUUUGGAGAUCUAUAGGAAAUCUCGCGACUAUCAAGCAGAAUUAAGUUCUAAUUGCUCUGUGGUUUGUUAUAUACUUCCAAGAAAAACCUGUUUAUAUAUGAAAAUGUAUUUGUUGAUACAUGGGAAGUUCGAUCUGAAUAUUUGUCGAUUGGUGAAAGGACUCACUUUGUUUAUAUUGGUUUUGCUUCAGUAGCAGUAGCAUUUAUCAUGUUUCGUCGCAAGAGCCAUUCCCAUUGUGAUCAGGAGGGUGAGGAUCAACCGCACAAGGUUAAGGAGCUUAGAACUUCCUUGGGAGCGCCACUAUCAGGACGCAACUUACAGUACUGCAGUGAUACAUGUUUAAGGAGAUAUUUGGAAGCGCGGAAUUGGAAUGUUGAUAAAGCAAAGAAGAUGUUGGAAGAGUCCUUAAAAUGGAGGUCAACUUUUAAGCCUGAAGAGAUCCGCUGGCAUGAAGUUGCAAUUGAAGGUGAGACUGGGAAAGCUUAUAGAGCAAAUUUUCGUGACCAUGAUGGGAGGACUGUUCUUAUCUUGAGACCGGGAAUGCAGAACACGACAGCACUAGACAACCAAAUGAGGCAUUUGGUGUAUCUGAUAGAGAAUGCAAUUCUUAAUCUUCCACAAGACCAAGAGCAAAUGUCAUGGUUGAUAGACUUCACAGGAUGGUCUUUAACCAAUAAUGUUCCCAUUAAAUCUGCUCGCGAGACGGUCAAUAUUUUGCAGAAUCACUAUCCUGAAAGACUUGCUAUAGCGUUUCUGUACAACCCUCCGCGAAUUUUUGAAGCAUUUUGGAAGAUAGUCAAGUAUUUUCUGGAUCCAAAAACAAUGCAGAAGGUCAAAUUUGUUUAUCCAAAGAACAAGGAGAGUGUAGAACUGAUGAAGUCUUAUUUUGACAUGGAUAAUUUACCAAUUGAAUUGGGAGGAAAAGCAAAUUUGAAAUAUGAUCAUGAAGAGUUCUCAAGGCAAAUGGCUCAAGAUGAUGUGAAAGCUUCAAAGUUUUGGAAUUUUGACAAACACAACACUGAAUCUAAUGGCUACUCUGCAGCUGAGGUUGCUCCAAAGACUGAAUGUCUUGCUACACCAGUCAAAGUUUAGAUGCUUUGCUAGAGUUUUACUCACUUUAAAUAAAUGAUAUAACAAAUGUAAGAUCUUAAGAAUUUUGCAUUUUAAAGAUUAGGCAAUAAACAUUAGGUGAUUUCUUUCCAUUGAUUUAAGUCUUUUGGUUGACAAAAUUAUCUGGUAACUUAUGGGGGUAGAAGAUAGAAAGUAACCAUUUUGAGUGACAUAGUCGAGGGGUGCAUAAUCUGGACACAUCCGUGAUAAAAGAAGGAAAAGAAUAUCAACUUCAAGACUUACUUCUUAUUAUCUCAUCCAUUGUAACGUGAUGCCAUGAAAUGAUUGAGAAUUAU